CUUACCCAACUAACAGCUUAAUGCUCUUUCGAGCCAACCCUUCCCUCGCCCAAACUUACAAACGUAUAACAUCGACUUUCAUCGCAACACAGUACAGACCACUCAGCAUGUCUCUCAGGCGCUCAGCUCGCAACGUGACAAAAAGCGUUGCAGACUCUACAAUAGCAGAUUCGCAUUAUGUCGUCGCGAAAAGCGCUACAAAACCCACACCUACAGCCUCCAAGAAACGCAAGAGUGAUGCAUCCACAGCAUCACCAGAACAGGUCAAAAAGGCCCCAGACUCUGAAUUUGCAGUCCCCAAAACACCUCUAUCCAAGAAACGUAAAGUUAAAGCAGCGGAAGAGUCUCCUGCGAAAGCUUUACCCUUCACGCCAACUCCAGCUACUGUCGGUCUGAUGGCGUCGACAUCCAGAUCUGCAGAAGCAGAACACCCCCUAGACGACCUUGCGUCCCUCAAACCACGCCCCGCCGGUCCCCUUGCAACAAACGCCCCCGUGCUAACACCCGAUGGUUCGAAAGUUGUAGCCUACGCAUCGUCUCCUCUGAAAUCAGAACACACGUCGCCGCAAAGCGAAAAUGCGUCUCCAGCUAAGAAGCGUAAGGCCAAGGAACUCGUACCCCCAGACGUCGGGGCCCUGAGACCACCAACCGCCACAAUCGACACGUUGCUGAAUGAUGCCGAGGCGUUUUUGGUCAAAGUCGAUCCGAAGAUGAAGAGCCUGGUGGAGAAACACACAUGCAAGAUAUUCACUCCCGAGGGGUUGAGAGAAGCUGUUGAUCCGUUCACGGCGUUGAGCAGCGGGAUCAUCGGGCAACAGGUAUCAGGUCAGGCCGCAGCCUCAAUCCGCAAAAAAUUCACAGCCCUCUUCCCCGCCACCCACCCCUCCUUCCCCACGCCCGCCCAAGUCCUCGCCCUAGACCUACCCACCCUCCGCACAGCAGGCCUCUCCCAGCGCAAAGCAGAAUACAUCCACGGCCUCGCCGAGAAAUUCGAGUCCGGCGAGCUCACCGCCGCGAUGCUAGUCAGCGCCAGCGACGACGAACUGAUUGAGAAGCUUGUUGCUGUGCGGGGGUUGGGCCGGUGGAGUGUGGAGAUGUUUGCGUGCUUUGGGCUGAAGCGGAUGGAUGUUUUUUCCACGGGGGAUUUGGGCGUGCAGAGAGGUAUGGCGACGUAUAUGGGUCGCGAUAUCAGCAAACUCAAGGCUAAAGGCGGGAAGUGGAAAUACAUGUCCGAGCAGGAAAUGCUCUCGAUAGCAUCUACCUUUUCACCAUACAGGAGCCUGUUCAUGUGGUACAUGUGGCGCGUCGUAGACGUAGAUGUGAGCGGCAUGCAGGACGGGGAUGCGUCGUGAAGGCGCUUUAGGUACUAAGUUGUGGACGAGAAGGGAUGGAUGGGGUAGAUGUAACGAGUAGAGGUUCAAAUGGAAUAGAAGGAACAACUCCUACUAUCUAGAUAGGUAGACAAACUCUGCAUUUCAAGCCGCACCGUU
Molecule: messenger RNA, 1490 nt
Organism: Dothidotthia symphoricarpi CBS 119687
Lineage: Eukaryota; Fungi; Ascomycota; Dothideomycetes; Pleosporales; Dothidotthiaceae
Product: HhH-GPD family base excision DNA repair protein
Exons: 7
Coding region: 108-1352 (414 amino acids)
Biological process (GO): DNA alkylation repair; base-excision repair, AP site formation; base-excision repair
Cellular component (GO): protein-DNA complex; nucleus
Molecular function (GO): DNA-3-methyladenine glycosylase activity; alkylated DNA binding; DNA-7-methylguanine glycosylase activity
Source: RefSeq, a predicted model, not a curated record